GGGGCUGGCUCCCUUCCUCCUCCUCUUUUUGAGCUGUCUUUGCCCCGCACCCGCACCCGAUCUCUCGGCACGCCUCGACCUCAUGAGAGAUCAAAGUCGAGUCGCGCUGCAUGGAUACAUAAGCACCCACGUCACAGACAAUUCAUCUUAUAGCUAGCUGGCCUUGCGUAGUGCUGUUUACCACCAUCCCACAUCACUCGUCCGCUCGGCUGUUCGACCGUAGAGACGUGUUGGGAGAGCCCCCCCAUCGAGUGCGCAUUGCUUUUCCCACAGACCGCUAGAGCAGUAGCUCUUCGCACCCCCUCUCCUCCUGCCUCUUUGCCACCCGCGACCUCGAUUGCUGCAAGAUGGCAGCGGGAUCGUCUAGCGACGCGUCGUCGUCACAAGUCGCACCUAGCCAGAGCAAGGAGAUGAAGGACCCCAACGACACCAAGAAAACCGUCGUCGAAACCGUCGUCGAUGCUGCCGUCACCACUCCCGAUUCGGAAGAGACGCAGACGCAAGCGGAAAAGAGGGGAGAGCAGCAGCAGCAGCAAGAAGAAGAAGAAGAGCCAGAGGAGCCCAUCGAGCACCGCACGAGGAGCGGCAAGUUUAUGGGCAAGUUUGCGCCGGAUGGUAGACGCGUGUUGACGGAUGAAGAUGAAGGUGCGGACAAGGUGCUGGGCGUGAGUUUCCCAGAGUGGAAAAAGUGGUGGAUCAUCACCGUCAUCUUUAUGGUGCAGCUGUCCAUGAACUUCAAUACGGGCGUCUACCAAAACGGUGUGGGCAAGUUUCCCGAAGAGUGGGGCUUGUCCGAACAAGGCGCGCGCGUAGGAGCUGCCGUCUUUUUGAUCGCAUACGCUUUCGGAUCUCAACUCUGGGCUCCCUGGUCCGAAGAGCUUGGAAGGAGAAUCGUCAUGCAGAUCUCUCUAGGUCUGGUCAACAUCUUUCAACUUCCCUGCGCCCUAGCGCCCAACUACGGAUCCGUCGUCGUUGCAAGGGUCUUUGGAGGUCUGUUCAGCGCUGGAGGCAGCGUCACGUUGGGAAUGGUGGCGGACAUGUGGGAAGCGGAGAACCAGGCGUAUCCCAUCGCCUACGUCGUCUUUUCAAGCGUCGGCGGCUCUUCGCUCGGCCCUCUCAUCGGUCCCUUUGCCGAGGCGUAUCUCUCUUGGCACUGGAUCUUUUGGCUGCAACUCAUCUUUGGUGGCUUCGUCCAAGCCGUGCACUUCUUCACAGUGCCCGAGACCCGCUCUUCCGUCCUGCUGGAUCGCGAAGCCAAACGGCGGCGCAAGGAGGAGGGCCAGGAGAUUUGGGGUCCAAACGAGGUCCGCGGCAGGCGCUUCACCGUCAGAGGUAUCCUGACCACCUGGUUGAGACCUUUCGAAAUGCUCUUCACCGAGCCAAUCGUGCUUUGCUGCUCCCUGCUCAGCGGCUUCUCCGACUCUCUCGUCUUCGUCUUCAUCGAGUCUUUCAAGCUGGUGUACGAGCAAUGGGGCUUCAUGGCACCGCGCACCGCUCUCACCUUUGUGCCCAUCUGGAUCGGCUACAUGAUCUGCUGGGCUUCCAUGAUCAUCCCCAUCGAGCGUUUCAAGAGAAAGGCCAAGCGCGAUCCUGACAGCGUCACUCCGGAAUCUAGACUCUGGUGGCUGCUCUUUACAGCUCCUCUGGAGCCCAUCGGUCUCUUUAUCUACGCUUGGACCUCUUUCGGACCAGAUCACGGGCCCGGCAUUCCCGUAUACGCUCCCAUGGUAGGCUCGGUGCUCGUAGCCAUCGCCAACUACGCCAUCUACAUGGCCACCAUCGACUACAUGGUCGCAGCUUACGGACCCUACUCUUCAUCGGCUACCGGUGGCAAUGCCUUUGCGCGUAAUGGCCUCGCAGGCGUGGCGACGAUGUACGCCAUCCCUCUCUACAGCAACCUUGGUUACCAGUGGGCGAGCACCUUUUUGGCUCUCGUCGGCAUCUUUGUCGUCAUUCCCAUCUUCGUAUUCUACUUCAAGGGAGCCUACGUGCGCAGCAAGUCCAAGUUUGCAAACAGUCUGUCGGACGAGAGGAAGGCUAGAGGAGGUCAUCGUGUGGUCGAGGAUGAAGGGGAGAACGAGUAUGGCGAUAUCGAGGGUCUGCAUCAUAGACGAACACAUGCAGAGAAGAGAAACACGUCGGCGCCGGAUGUGCAAGACGAGAAGUCGGCAACUGUGGCGUGAGCACCGCCCCCCGACUCCCUGCAUUAUCAUUUCCUUGUUCAUAUCUUUGCGCUCGGUGUCAGCACGCCCUUUGUACCCAUACGAUUCUCUGGUGAAUGCACAGUGUCUCCAUCGUUUUUUUUUGGGAAUUGAAGCACACCGCGGCAAAUCGUGCUGCUUUCCAGUCCG
Ceraceosorus guamensis is the source of this 2351-nucleotide messenger RNA. RefSeq names its product MFS general substrate transporter. Gene Ontology annotation, biological process: transmembrane transport. The transcript has a single exon. The record is from RefSeq and is a predicted model, not a curated record. Gene Ontology annotation, molecular function: transmembrane transporter activity. Bases 348 to 2183 code for a protein of 611 amino acids. NCBI's taxonomy places the organism in Eukaryota, Fungi, Basidiomycota, Exobasidiomycetes, Ceraceosorales, Ceraceosoraceae.